This is a messenger RNA of Cylindrotheca closterium, 834 nucleotides long. The record is from the annotation of a GenBank genome assembly. NCBI's taxonomy places the organism in Eukaryota, Bacillariophyta, Bacillariophyceae, Bacillariales, Bacillariaceae.
AUGAGUUGGCUUCUUCGAUUUCUCGCUGUAUGGCUGCUUCUAGCUCUUCCUACCGUCGUUGAUGCGCAGUUACCAGCUUGUAUUAGUUCCUCCUUGUCGGGGUUUACAAGUUGUGUCAAAUCUAUUGCCGAUGGUUGCCUUGACAGGUGCAUGGCUCUGAAGGACACCGUCACUGAAAAUCCUUUUGAAAGUCUUGAUAUACCGGCGCUUGCAACCUGUACGGGAUUCCAAACACAGAUUAUGGAUCCUGUUUGCCCUCUUGCUGGUUGCUGCUCAGAAUGCAUCCCCAAGCUUCUAGAGUUCAUGACUUGCAUCGUGCAAGAAGCCUAUCAAGUGACGCCCUUUCCAUGCGAGUUGACCUGUUCCGCAAGAAGGCUGCGUGAGCAUAUUAUUCACGACGGCGGAAAUGCUCUAGCGUUUUCUGAAACGAUCUCUCGCAGACUACUAGUUGACGAGCCAAGUGAUAGUACGCUCAUGGAUGACUGUGGAUAUCACUUGGAUCCGACUGGUACAGGUGCGGUACCCUCCGCUUCAGAGAUGGCAGAGAUUAUAGGAAAAGGAGACAUGUUUGUAUGUCUUGGCACAGCAGCAUUGACAGUCGCUAAUAAACAGGUUGGAUACAACGACUACAAAAAGAAGACAACAGUUAAUAUGGACUGGGGGAUUCCGGAGGUGGGCCUGGCUUUGGGCACAGCUAUUGGUAUUGCGCUUUUUGCCAUUGGCCUGUGCGGAGUCUGUUGUGCUGCUUUUUGCUACAGACGGUCGGAUGGUAGUCGAUCCCGAUCAUCGAAGAAGCCCUCAAAGGAAAUCGACGAUCAUGACGACUCCGAGUAG